CAAAUUUUUUUUUCAUUCAACAUCGUUCGUCAACAAAAAAUGCUGUGCGAUUGAAGGCUACCCAUUUUUGUGAUGCAAUGUUGUGGGAAAUUUUGAAAAUUAUAUAAUUCAUAUAAACUUUUCGACUGGAGCCUAAGUGAAAUCUCAACAUGAAUCCUCAACAAAAAGUUUUUGACUAUAGAGAUGAAUCUCAAACUGAACGUUUUGCAAGGAAGUCAAAGGAUUCGCCGUUUAUGAUCAUAGGUAUUUUAGGAUUGAUUGGUGUCUGUGGUUAUGGAGCCUAUGCAUACAAGAGCAGAGGGAAAAUGAGCACUAGUGUAUUUCUCAUGCAGUUGCGAGUUGCAGCUCAAGGCACAGUUGUGGCUGCUCUUACUGUAGGAGUUGCAUAUUCCUUGUCCCAAAGAUUACUACAUAAAGGUGAAAAGCGAGAAUGAUCAUUAAUUUUCUAAGUAGCCAAUUCACUAAAGUAAUGUAGUUGCAAUUAGAAUUUUAUGUUAAACUAAUUGACUGGAUAACUAUGUGCUAUUUAAAUUUUAUUUCUCUUAAACUAUUCAUUUGCUAAAGUAAUUCAGUAGCAGCAAUUUUGAACCAUAAAUACCAAUUUCAGUGUUGAGGGAAACUUAACAAAAAAUAAAUUUUUCAAAUAACUGGGCAAGCCAUAUUUGAGUUUUUCAGUUAAAAGAACACAGUACAAGUUUACAGUAAAACAGUUGAUAUAAAUAUGUUUACGAUAAAAGAUACAGAAUUGUACUAGACAUUGUAACAUUUGAAUGUAGAUGUUUGUUUAAAUAUGUAGUCUAAAUAGGAUAUGCCUUCAAAAUUUGUAUCUUUGCCUUCUACAGUUUUACACACAGUUUACAAUUCUAGGGUUUUUUAGUUUAAAAAAAUAACAGAUUCAUGGGGAACAAAAUGUAAUUGUGGUUCCCCUUAUAAGGUUUAAUCUUAAAUUUUAGCACUGUCAACAUAAUAUUAUUGAAUUCACUCUUAAAAUAUUUUAACAACAACAUCGGGCAACAUCUCGACACAAAAUAUAAGAACCAUGUUGUUUCACCUGUUUUGUAUUAUUGUAAAAUCUCAAUUUAUUUUAAUCUAUUAGUAAUACUUAUCUUAAUUUAAACAAUGGAAUGCAUUGAGUAACAAUGUACUAUGUAUGCUACAAUUAUUUAUAACAGUACAUUAUUAGUUGCUACUCAAUUACUUGGAAUUGGAUUUAGCUAAUUUUAUAUAAGAUAAAUCUCCACUAUGUAGAAGUCAAAAUUCAUACAUUAUGUUUUCCAUACAACCAACAGACCAACUAAAAAAUCAAUUUAUGGUUUAUCUUAAAAGUUAUACAUACUUAUUUAACUUAACAUAUUAUUUAAGUAAUGUAUGCAUCAUAUUAAGUUUGUGUUCUGUGAUUUUAGAAGAUAUACAAUGGCAGUUGUGGUAGACUAUAAAGAAAAGUACUUACAUAAAUUAUGUAUUUGAAAUUAAUAUCAAUUCGAAUAUUUUUUGUGAUAAAUUAGAAAUUUUGUAAUAACUGUCAAUAGUUUUAAGGUAAAAUGAAUAUUUAUUAAAUAUGUUGCUUCUAA
Pararge aegeria (speckled wood butterfly) is the source of this 1571-nucleotide messenger RNA. Its product is annotated as HIG1 domain family member 1A, mitochondrial-like. Lineage: Eukaryota; Metazoa; Arthropoda; Insecta; Lepidoptera; Nymphalidae. The record is from RefSeq and is a predicted model, not a curated record. Gene Ontology annotation, biological process: mitochondrial respirasome assembly. The transcript has 3 exons. Gene Ontology annotation, cellular component: mitochondrion. The coding region runs from base 150 to 434 and encodes 94 amino acids.